AAACACAGGUUUGGUGGUGAGUUCUAAAAAUACACUACACCUGAAACUACUGCUGUAUUCUCAGAUACUAUCCCCAAACCCUCUUUUAGAUAUACUGUACUGUUGGACGUUGACUAAUGCAUUUUUUUCAUUUGCUGAUGAGAUGUGAUUUGUUGCAGUAGUUUCAAUUCAGAAUUAUGAAUAAACGCCCAUCUAUCUCUUUUUGUAGACUUGCCUAACGAUAUCUCACCUCUACUCCCAUGAAUUCACCUUUGAUUCCAGUGUGAACUGUCAAACAGUAAGGUAGUAAUUGCGCAACGUAUCGCUGUACUGUGGUCCCCAAAGUAAAAACAGAACUUCGUCUCACGACAUCCAAGCACCUGUUUGGUAGCAACAAGGUGAAUGCAAAGGAUGAGGAAAACACAUUUUAAGCUAAAAAAACCCCAAAAAAUAAAGAGACAGUAUUCAUGUUUAAUUUAAACAUGGUAUCGUUGAUGCCACGCAUGUUCUUGUUAAUAGUUUAGAAUUCGCUGCUGCUAUUUUGUUAAUAGGAGUAUGGUUAGAAAAUUAGGAGGUAACUUUACUGUCUAGUUAACAUGUACAACCUAAAUUGGCCAAUUAAUCUGUUUAAGGUAGUCCUCUGAAUAUUUAGUUAAAUGCUUAUUUCAGUAGUUACCAUUUGCAUGAAUCAAGGUAUGCUUAAAAGAAACUGAAGAAACUGACAAAUACAGUUUAGAUGGUCAACAAGUGACUGGUAGAAUGGUAGAGAAAGUUAAGACUUUUUAUAGUUUCCAAAGGGCCGUUUUACUUAAAUUUUUUUUUUUAUAGAUACUACUGGGUACUGUCUCUUUAACCCUUUAAUUGGUAUAUUAAGUACACGUUUUUAAAAGUGUAUACCUGUAAAAGGGUUCAUCCAAUUUUAAGUCUAUUUUGCAUGUCUUAUUAGCAGUUUAACAAAAGUACGAAGUCUCUUUCAGAUUAGAAGUACUUUAUUGCCCUUUCUGUGAAAGUGUCUUUGUAAAAAGAAAAUACUUUAUGCUUUGUCUUGCAGACUGGAAUUUGCAACCACAUUGUCAGUCAAUUUGCUGAUAAGCAUUUUAAUGUUAACUUGUGUAACGGGACAAGACUUAUGUGUACUCAGACUUUAGCAGGGAUAGUUUCCACGCAAGAGAUUUGAAAUUGGAACUUUAUUUGGCUGAAUUGGUGGAUUUUUUUUUUUUGAUGACUUUCUUGGGAGUCGACGUUACUAAGCAGUGUGAAUCCCUGUUUGCUUCAGGGCGAGAUGUGUGACAGAGGUGGCAUCGAGCUCUUACAGUCCUCGAACGAAAAUGGGUGAAGAUCUCUGGAAUGGCAUCCAACACAGGAACUCGAUUAGUGGCUGUCUGCUAGCAUGGCCACAUUGGUCUUAGGCAAAGAUAGAGCCUUGGAUGAGAACAAGUCAAGUAGUGCCAAUGGAUAUGAGGAGCGCAGUAAGAAGAAAAAGAAGAGUAGAAGUAAAAGUCGCAGCAGGAGCCGCGACAGGAAGAGGAGCAAAAGCCGGGAUCGUAAGAAGAGCCGCGAGAGAAAGACGAGCAAGAGUCGUGAGAGGAAGCGCAGCCGGAGCAAGGAACGCCGCCGCAGCAAGUCACGAAGCAGAGAGAGGGGAGGCCGAUACCGAGCACGCAGGAGUCCAUUUGCUGGGCCGAAAUUUAACGGUGGCACCAGAGGGAAGAUUGGCCCACCACCUACCAUCAAACUAAGUAGGAGACGUUCUAGAAGCAAAAGCCCAUUUAAGAAAGACAAGAGUCCUGUGAGGGAGCCUAUUGAUAAUCUAACCCCUGAAGAAAGAGAUGCACGGACAGUAUUUUGUAUGCAGCUGGCAGCCAGAAUUCGACCACGAGAUCUGGAAGAGUUCUUUUCAGCAGUGGGAAAGGUGAGAGAUGUGAGGAUGAUUUCUGACAGGAACUCGAGAAGAUCAAAGGGGAUUGCUUAUAUAGAAUUUGUGGAAGCAAGUUCUGUGCCACUGGCAAUUGGCCUUACUGGUCAAAGGCUGUUGGGAGUUCCAAUCAUUGUUCAAGCAUCACAGGCUGAGAAGAACAGGGCAGCAGCUUUAGCCAACAACUUACAAAAGGGUAAUGCUGGACCAAUGAGACUCUAUGUGGGAUCUCUGCACUUCAAUAUCACUGAGGAAAUGCUUCGAGGAAUCUUUGAGCCUUUUGGCAGGAUUGAAAGUAUUCAGUUGAUGAUGGACAGUGAAACUGGACGUUCAAAAGGAUAUGGCUUCAUUACAUUUUCAGAUGCAGAAUGUGCUAAAAAGGCUUUGGAACAGUUGAAUGGAUUUGAGCUGGCUGGCAGACCUAUGAAAGUGGGACAUGUGACUGAGCGCACUGACGCAUCAAAUGCAAGUUCAUUCCUUGACAGUGACGAGCUGGAAAGAACUGGGAUUGACCUUGGAACUACUGGUCGUUUGCAGUUGAUGGCCAGGCUUGCAGAAGGUACUGGUUUACAGAUCCCACCGGCAGCUCAACAGGCCCUUCAGAUGAGCGGAUCAAUAGCCUUUGGUGCUAUGGCAGCUGUAACAGAUUUACAAGCCAGGCUUACCCAACCACCUGAUGCUGCUAUGAAUCCUGGCUUGAACUUAGCCCUGAACCUGAACCCUGCUAUGACCUUACCGACACAGCCUCUUGCAACACAGUGCUUCCAGCUGUCCAAUAUGUUCAACCCACAGUCGGAGGAUGAUCCAGAAUGGGAUGUAGAGAUUCAAGAUGAUGUAAUUGAGGAGUGCAACAAACAUGGAGGCGUUGUACACAUUUAUGUUGAUAAAAAUUCACCACAAGGCAAUAUUUAUGUGAAGUGUCCUACUAUUUCUGCUGCCAUGGCUGCUGUUAGUGGAUUACAUGGAAGAUGGUUUGCUGGUAAAAUGAUCACUGCUGCCUAUGUUCCACUUGCAACCUACCACAACCUUUUCCCAGAGUCUGUGAUGGCUACUCAGCUGCUGAUGCCUAUUCGCCGAUGAUUGAUCAAAGCCAGGAAAUGCUGUAGUUGAACAUGAACAAUCUUGGAUUGUAUAUAAUAGAGCAGUCAAUCUUUUUCACUGAAUUGAAAAUAGUUUUGCUGAUGUUAAAUUUGAUCAGCGAUGUUGUGAACUUGAGUAGCAAAUUGCUGCCCUGUCCUUUUUUACACCUUUUUUUUAAAAAUAUAUAUAUUAAAAGGAUAAGGAGAGUCAGUCCUUGCAAAGUUUCAUGACAUGAGAUGUUAGAUUGUGGAGUUUUAUUUUCAUAGGACUAUAUGAACUAUAGAUGGGGCUUAUUUAAACUAUUGAUUUAAGGAACUACAUCUCAAACCCAUGUCUGAAAAUUCUGGUAGAUAUUUGCGUGAACUCAACAUGCAUAAUAAAGGGACUACAGUUGUGUUAUGUACAGCUUGUCUGUCAUUGGUCUUAUCAUAUCUCCUUGUAAAUGUUUGUUGUACAUACAGUUGUCUUGUGCUUUAUAGAUUUGACAGGCAGUUACAAUGUUGCAUUUCUUUACUGCAGAACAGUGAGCAAUAUUGGAAGGGUAAGUUGUACACAAGUAAGAAAAAAGCCAAAAAUCUGCUAUUAAAUAAAGUUUAAGAAAAGGAAGUGCAAUGUUACUGUUGUCUGUCUGCAUAUUAUGUUUAAUGUUUUAAGCUCUAUGAGCUCUUAAAGCUAAAUUUACAAAUUUGUGUAAUUCAAAGAGACCACCUGGUAUUUCUAUUGAGCAACAAGUUUUGUAAUCAAGAUUGAUUUUGUAAAGAGUUCUUGAUUAAAGUUCCUUUUAAAAUAA
This is a messenger RNA of Polyodon spathula (Mississippi paddlefish), 3764 nucleotides long. RefSeq names its product RNA-binding protein 39-like. Lineage: Eukaryota; Metazoa; Chordata; Actinopteri; Acipenseriformes; Polyodontidae. Gene Ontology annotation, molecular function: RNA binding. Bases 1370 to 2974 code for a protein of 534 amino acids. The transcript has 16 exons. Gene Ontology annotation, biological process: mRNA processing. The record is from RefSeq and is a predicted model, not a curated record. Gene Ontology annotation, cellular component: nucleus.